Molecule: messenger RNA, 2175 nt
Organism: Racocetra persica
Lineage: Eukaryota; Fungi; Glomeromycota; Glomeromycetes; Diversisporales; Gigasporaceae
Source: the annotation of a GenBank genome assembly
AUGAUCGUAUUUACUGUUAUAUCUGGUGCUAAAAAUGAAGAUGCAUUAUGUUAUCUUUUAGAAGUAGACGAUGAAGUUCGAAUAAUGUUAGAUUGUGGGUGGAAUGAUGAAUUUAAUGUAGAAGAUUUAAAACAUUUGAGAAGAGUCGCUAAACAAGUUGACGCACUUCUUCUCUCGCAUCCUGAUCUUUCACACUUGGGAGCUUAUCCUUAUGCGUAUGGACAUUUUGGGCUUUCGUGCCCUGUGUACGCGACAGUACCGGUAGUUCACAUGGGACGGAUGUGCAUGUAUGAUAUUUUUCAAUCAAAGGUGAAUGAAGCUAAAUUUGACACUUUUGCGUUGGAUAAUGUCGAUGCUGCAUUUGAAAAAGUGAAUACAUUAAAAUAUUCACAACCGAUGGUGUUGGGAGGGAAGUGUAAAGGCAUUACUAUCACUGCAUAUGCUGCUGGACAUACUAUAGGUGGCACAAUAUGGAAGAUUAAAAAAGAUACUGAAGAGAUUGUAUACGCCGUAGAUUAUAAUCAUAAAAAAGAAAGGUUGCACUUAGACGGGACAGUAUUACAUAAUAAUGGGGUUGUUUUAGAUGCGUUAAGUAGGCCUUCUUUAAUGAUUACAGAUGCAUACAACUCUUUAAUUAUUCAUCCUGCAAGGAGAUCUCGUGACGCUGCCUUAUUUGAUACCAUUACUAAUACAAUGAAAAAUAAGGGAUCUGUCUUGUUACCUACAGAUUCAUCGGCUCGUGUUUUAGAAUUAGCUUAUCUUUUGGAUCAACAUUGGGCAUAUAAUCAAUUUUCAUAUCCACUUAUCUUGUUAACUCACCAAAGUUAUCGAACAAUACAAUUCGCCAAGAGUAUGCUUGAAUGGAUGAGUGAUGCUAUUAAUAGACAAUUUGAUAGCAAAAGAGAAAACCCAUUUGAAUUUAGGUAUAAAGAACUUUCCAAAUAUCCAGGACCUAAAGUUGUCCUUGCAAGUAACUCUAGUUUGGAUACAGGAUAUGCACGAGAUCUUUUACUUGAAUGGGGAAAACAUGAAUCAAAUGCUCUCAUAUUGACUGAUAGGGGAUCACCUAAUUCGUUGGCAAGAAAGUUAUAUAAUGAAUGGGAUAAGCUUAGUCAGUCGAAUGAUGGGCCUGUUAAGCCCUCUGUUAAUUUAAAUUUGACAAUGAAUCUUUUGAUAAAGAAGAAGGUGCCUCUUGAAGGAACAGAAUUAUCAGAAUAUAAGUCUGAGCUUCGUAAAAAGCAAGAACGUGAAGCAGCUCAAGCAGCUUUGAUUGCAAAAAGCUUAUCAAUAAUAGAGGAUGAUGAAUCAGAUGAAUCAGAAUCUGAGAUAGGAGAUACAGAUAUAGAAGAGUUACUGUCCAAGCAUUUUGAUCUUUAUGUACGUGAUGCGACGAAAUACGGAGGAUUUUUUAAACAGACUCAGAGCUAUUUAAUGUUUCCUUAUGUUGAAAAAAGAAAAAGAUAUGAUGAUUAUGGAGAAAUUAUACAAGUGGAUCAGUUCGCUAGGGGAAUUGGAGAUGAAAAUGCAGGAAAUAUUGAUGUCAAUGGAGAUAAAGUUGAUAUGAGUAGUGAUAAAGAUGAAUUCGACAAAGAAGAUUCGACGAAUACUUUCCCGGAGUCAAAUGUUCCAACAAAAUACGUAUCUUAUGAACAGGAAAUUAAAUUUCAAUGCCAAGUGAGAUUUAUUGAUUUAGAAGGAACAAAUGAUGGUAGAUCUCUCAAAACUAUUGUGCCUCAGGUUCAGCCUAGAAAGUUGAUUGUAGUCCAUGCGUCACCAGAAGCAACUAAUGAUUUUGCCCAAAGUUGUCUGGCGAUAAGAUUAAUGACGCGAGAUAUUUACACACCUGAUGUUGGAGAAGUUUUAAAUGUAUCAGCUGCUAUAAAUUUUUAUCAGGUUAAAUUAACCGAUGCUUUAGUUAGCUCCUUAAAACUUUCAAAGCUUGAAGAUUAUGAUAUUGCGUUUGUAAACGGAAAAAUAUCCUUUCCACCUGAUUCUUCUUUACCAAUAUUGGAUGUGGUGCCAAUAGAUGAACUAAGUUCUGGGACUCAUAAUCCCGUCUUUGUUGGUGAAGUUAAGCUAACAGAAUUGAAACGUGUAUUGCAGUCAGAAGGCAUAACAGCAGAAUUUAAAGAUGAAGGAGUACUAGUGUGUAAUGAAAAAGUUGCUGUCCGAAAG